This is a messenger RNA of Marmota monax (woodchuck), 5954 nucleotides long. It is a transcript of the gene Kif5b, whose product is annotated as kinesin family member 5B. The record is from RefSeq and is a predicted model, not a curated record. The transcript has 26 exons. NCBI's taxonomy places the organism in Eukaryota, Metazoa, Chordata, Mammalia, Rodentia, Sciuridae. Gene Ontology annotation, molecular function: microtubule motor activity; ATP binding; microtubule binding. Gene Ontology annotation, biological process: microtubule-based movement. The coding region runs from base 450 to 3341 and encodes 963 amino acids.
CACCCUGCCCGGCGCCCAGUCGCCGGUCUAUGGCCUCUAGGGAUCGGGCGUCAGCCGGCAAGUGGACAGCCGCGCGGGCGGACAGGUGGGCCCGACUUGCUCGUUAUCAGGAGAAAGGAGAGGGCCACUUUCUAGGGCCCCAGCAUCUCUCCAGUUCCAGGAGUCUGCCCAGCCCCGCGAGGGAGAAGCUGAAGGAGCAGCCGCCGGUCUACCGGGUACAGCCGCCGCCAUGGCUGCCAUGAUGGAUCGGAAGUGAGCCUCGGGGCCAGGGCUGCGGGCGCCGGCGUCCAGAGUCCCGGCUCCCCGGCCGCCCCCGCCUGGGGAAGCGCGGCGCGGCGGACGGCUGACUCUCACGUCCCUUGCGACCCCGGACCCUCAGCUCGGGCUGCUCCCUCCAAGACUGAGAGGCGGGGAGUGGCUCCCGGCCUCUGGCCCCGGCUGCGAGAAAGAUGGCGGACCCAGCCGAGUGCAACAUCAAAGUAAUGUGUCGCUUCAGACCUCUCAACGAGUCUGAGGUGAACCGCGGCGACAAGUAUGUCGCCAAGUUUCAGGGAGAUGACACGGUCAUGAUCGCGUCCAAACCUUAUGCAUUUGAUCGGGUGUUCCAGUCAAGUACAUCUCAAGAGCAAGUGUACAAUGAUUGUGCAAAGAAGAUUGUUAAAGAUGUCCUUGAAGGAUAUAAUGGAACAAUAUUUGCAUAUGGACAAACAUCCUCUGGGAAGACACACACAAUGGAGGGUAAACUUCAUGAUCCAGAAGGUAUGGGUAUUAUUCCAAGAAUAGUACAAGAUAUUUUUAAUUAUAUUUACUCCAUGGAUGAGAAUUUGGAAUUUCAUAUUAAGGUUUCAUAUUUUGAAAUAUAUUUGGAUAAGAUAAGGGACCUACUAGAUGUUUCAAAGACCAACCUUUCAGUUCAUGAAGACAAAAACCGAGUUCCCUAUGUAAAGGGCUGCACAGAGCGUUUUGUAUGUAGUCCAGAUGAAGUUAUGGAUACCAUAGAUGAAGGAAAAUCCAACAGACAUGUAGCAGUUACAAAUAUGAAUGAACAUAGUUCUAGGAGUCACAGUAUAUUUCUUAUUAAUGUAAAACAAGAAAACACUCAAACAGAGCAAAAGCUGAGUGGAAAACUUUAUCUCGUUGAUUUAGCUGGUAGUGAAAAGGUUAGUAAAACUGGAGCUGAAGGUGCUGUUCUGGAUGAAGCUAAGAACAUUAACAAAUCACUUUCUGCACUUGGAAAUGUCAUUUCUGCUUUGGCUGAGGGUAGUACGUAUGUUCCAUAUCGAGACAGUAAAAUGACAAGAAUUCUUCAAGAUUCAUUAGGUGGCAACUGUAGAACCACUAUUGUUAUUUGCUGCUCUCCAUCAUCAUAUAAUGAGUCUGAAACAAAAUCUACACUUCUAUUUGGUCAAAGGGCCAAAACAAUUAAGAAUACAGUUUGUGUCAAUGUAGAGUUAACUGCAGAACAAUGGAAAAAGAAGUAUGAAAAAGAAAAAGAAAAAAAUAAGACCCUGAGGAACACCAUUCAGUGGCUUGAAAAUGAACUCAACCGAUGGCGUAAUGGGGAAACAGUGCCUGUUGAUGAACAGUUUGACAAAGAGAAAGCUAACUUGGAAGCUUUUGCAGUGGAUAAGGAUAUAAAUAUUACCAAUGAUAAACCAGCAGCCACAAUUGGAGUUACUGGAACUUUUACUGAUGGUGAAAGAAGAAAGUGUGAAGAAGAAAUUGCUAAAUUGUAUAAACAACUUGAUGACAAGGAUGAAGAAAUUAACCAACAGAGCCAACUGGUAGAAAAACUGAAGACACAAAUGUUAGAUCAGGAAGAGCUUUUGGCAUCUACCAGAAGGGAUCAAGACAAUAUGCAAGCAGAGCUGAAUCGCCUUCAAGCAGAAAAUGAUGCCUCUAAGGAAGAAGUAAAAGAAGUUUUACAGGCCUUAGAGGAACUUGCUGUCAAUUAUGAUCAGAAGUCUCAGGAAGUUGAAGACAAAACUAAGGAAUAUGAACUGCUAAGCGAUGAAUUGAAUCAGAAAUCGGCAACUUUAGCAAGUAUAGAUGCUGAGCUUCAGAAACUUAAGGAAAUGACCAACCACCAGAAGAAACGAGCAGCUGAGAUGAUGGCAUCUUUACUGAAAGACCUUGCAGAAAUAGGAAUUGCCGUGGGAAAUAAUGAUGUAAAGCAACCUGAGGGAACUGGUAUGAUAGAUGAAGAGUUCACUGUUGCAAGACUGUACAUUAGCAAAAUGAAGUCAGAAGUAAAAACAAUGGUGAAACGCUGCAAACAAUUAGAAAGCACACAAACUGAGAGCAACAAAAAAAUGGAAGAAAAUGAAAAGGAGUUAGCAGCAUGCCAGCUUCGUAUCUCUCAGCAUGAAGCCAAAAUUAAGUCAUUGACUGAAUACCUUCAAAAUGUGGAGCAAAAGAAAAGACAGCUGGAAGAAUCUGUUGAUUGUCUCAGUGAAGAAUUAGUCCAGCUCCGAGCACAAGAAAAAGUCCAUGAGAUGGAAAAAGAGCACUUAAAUAAGGUUCAGACUGCAAAUGAAGUUAAGCAAGCUGUUGAACAACAAAUCCAGAGUCACAGAGAAACUCAUCAAAAACAAAUCAGUAGUUUGAGAGAUGAAGUUGAGGCAAAGGAAAAACUUAUAACUGAUCUUCAAGACCAAAACCAGAAAAUGAUGUUAGAGCAGGAACGUCUAAGAGUAGAACAUGAGAAGCUGAAAGCUACAGAUCAGGAAAAGAGCAGAAAAUUACAUGAACUUACUAUUAUGCAAGAUAGACGAGAACAAGCAAGACAAGACCUGAAGGGUUUGGAAGAGACUGUGGCAAAAGAACUUCAGACUUUACAUAAUCUGCGCAAGCUCUUUGUUCAGGACCUGGCUACCAGAGUUAAAAAGAGUGCCGAGAUCGAUUCUGAUGACACCGGAGGGAGUGCUGCUCAAAAGCAAAAAAUCUCCUUUCUUGAAAAUAAUCUUGAACAACUCACUAAAGUACACAAACAGUUGGUACGGGAUAAUGCAGAUCUUCGCUGUGAACUUCCUAAGUUAGAGAAGCGACUUAGAGCUACAGCCGAGAGAGUGAAAGCUUUGGAGUCAGCACUGAAAGAAGCCAAAGAAAAUGCAUCUCGUGAUCGUAAACGUUAUCAGCAAGAAGUAGAUCGCAUAAAGGAAGCAGUCAGGUCAAAGAAUAUGGCCAGAAGAGGGCAUUCUGCACAGAUUGCUAAACCUAUUCGUCCUGGGCAACAUCCAGCAGCUUCUCCAACUCAUCCAAGUGCAAUUCGUGGAGGAGGUGCAUUUGUUCAGAAUAGUCAGCCAGUGGCUGUACGAGGAGGAGGAGGCAAACAAGUAUAAACAUUUACACAUCUUCAAAGGUGUUGAAAGUAAUUGAAGUAUGAAGAGGAUAUAGUAUCAGUCACUCAGUGACUGUCACUUCUACCCCCUUGGGAUUGUAGAACUAUAACUUUUUAAAAUGUACAAAUUACACCUGGCCUGUACAGCUGUUCCUACCCGCUCUUCUUGGAAACUCUGCUGCUUCCCAACACAACUAGAGUGCAAUUUUGAUGUCUUAGGAAGAGAAAAUGACAGUUUACAACUGUGGCCCUAUUUAUUACACAGUUUGUCUUUUGUGUCUUAAAUUAGUCUUCACUGUGCCAAGCUAACUAUACCUAGUAGGAUUAUGCUUUUUGUAUUUGCUUUUUUUAAUGGAUGUUUAGUUUUGAGUCUCUGUUUAAGUUACCUAGUUGCUACUGCUUCCUGUUUUUCUUUUCCUAUUACAAUGUCUUCCUUUUACUUUCUUUCUUUUUUUUUUUUAGGGAAAAUUGAAUCUUUAGAUUAAAUGUCUUACAUUUUACCACUUCCAACACUACAUGCCCACAAAAUAUAUCAGGUCAGUACUGUAUUUUAAAAUCCCUUGAAGUGAAAUCAGGGUUAAAAUGAUUUGUAUUAUCUCUGGUAUUUGCUUCUGAAAAUUGCUGUUUAAGCACUGAAACCUUACAACUGCCCUAACUAGGCAUUUGAGAUUGAGUGAGCACGGCUACUUGAUUGUUAUCUCCUGAAAUGCUUGUUGCCCAGAUAUUGAAUGGAAAUAUUUUACAUAUCAAAAGUAAAACUCAGAUUAAGAGGGAGUUUGGAAAAUUAAUUCUAUCUCCCAUCCUCAUUUAUGCUUAACAUAGCUUAACGGAAUGAAAAUACCCUGCUUCAUUCUGAUGAGCCUGCUAGCUAAUGUAAGAAUUGGACAGGUAUCAAUUUGUCAUCUUUCAUAUAGUGAAAUGAAUUAAGAUACUAUAAAAUUAAGCAGUUUUAUAUUGUUAGCUAUUGUAUGGGCUGAUCUAAAUUUUUAGCCUAUGAAAAUUGAGGGGAAAAUGUGAAUAAGCAGGACAGAUACACAGUGAAGUUAAAGAUGUGUAGGUAAAUUUUAGUCACAGUCUCUAAAGGUGUUUUUAACCUGCUGCACUAAGUCAUACACUAUAAUUUAUUUCUCGUUUAGUCUAGAAAUAGUGAAUUGUUUGUAAAUCACUAAUGAUCCUCAAACAAAUUACAUUGUUGACUAUAGCCCAUAAUUUUGUGCGCAUAUAUAUAUAUAUAUAUAUAUGUAUGUGUGUGUGUGUGUGUGUGUGUAUAUAUAUAUAUAUAUAUAUAUAUAUAUAUAUGUAUAUGUAUAUACACACAUAUAAAACUGUGUACCAAUUUUUGCCACUUCUUCCUCAGAUCAUUAUACUAAGUCAACAGUUUAUUUUAGGGAAGAGAUUUCAAUGUUUGCUUCACCAUUGGUGGGGGGGGUGACUACAACUACAACUACAUUAGCAGAAGUUUGCAGUGAAUGUAGGGAAACUGGAGAAUUCUGUUAUUAGGAUCUGGCUGGCAGAAUUAACUUUUUGAAAAAGUUUUAUACACAGAUAUUUGUAUUAUUAAAUUUGGAGCCAUAGUCAGAAGACUCAGAUCAUAAUUGGCUUAUUUUUCUAUUUCCUUAACUAUUGUAAUUUCCACUUUUAUAAUAAUUUUGAUUUGAAAGAAAAAAAUUUAUUUAUUUAUUUUUUUAACAGUCAAAAAUCCUUGCUGUUGUAGUCUGCAGCCUUUAAAAUGAUUGUUGCUUUUAGGAUUGAUUAAAAGAAACACUCCAUAAAUUGAGAUGAAAUCUUGGGUGCAGUGAAAUAUAAGUACUACAGAUAAGAAAGUACUACAAGCCUCUUUGUGGUGAUAGUUUUCUAAAUGGAGAGACAUUUGGCUGCUUUCACAUAGACAUUUAUAUUUUGUUCUCAAGUGAAAACUUGCUUCUUUAGCAAUAUUCAUAAAAAACAACUUUUUUUUUCUCUUGUCUGAAUACAGUAGUUUCUUGUAAGAUGUAUCAUGGGUAUGGUGCUGUGUAACAAACAAUGAAUUGUAACUAGCAUGUGGUUCAGAAUACACAGUGUUAGGUUUUUUAAAUAUCUUAAUGGUUCUUUUCUAUUUAUAAUUUCAAACUUCAUAAAGUGUACCAGGAGUUUCAUAAAAAUUGUUUUCAGUGAACUGUUCUUUUUGCUAUGGUAGGUCAUUAAAUAUAGCAUUUACUCUCACAAAUUGAAAUGUCUGACCAUCUAGAAUAUUGACACUUAUUUCAAUUUGCAGUCCUUUUUUUUUUUGACUGGGUAUAUUAAUGUUACUCUGAAUGGUAUUGAGUAAUGGUUCAGAAGAUAAACUCAAUGAAAUAAAAGUAAUAUUUAUUCAUGGUGAUCAAUUAAAUUAUUUGCUUAACUUAAGAAAACUGACUACUGUGCAUAACUCUUAAUUUGUAUGUGACUCUGAAUUUGACAUGAGGUGACAGAAUAGAGUCUGAGUCUACCUGUGGAAUAUGUUGGUUUAUUUUCAGUGCUUGAAAAACAUGCAAAGAUAAUUGGUUUGGGAAGACACCGUAUAAUUUUAAGUUAACCUGCAUGCUGUAAAUGUGUUUUAUGUUUCAAUAAAGAGGAAAAUUUUUUUGAAAUAUAA